AAACUGAAAAGGCCCAAUUGUCGAGUUCAUCUUAACCCGGGCACCCAGCCCACUCACCGUCCGGCCUCCCACACCGCAAGCGGGAGCGAUGGAGGAAGCGAAGGCGGCGGCGUACUACGACGAGCUCAACCGCAAGGGCGAGGGCGCCCGCCGCUUCAAGCAGGGGCUCGGCUUCUCCUCCUCCGAUGCGGCCUCCUUCCCCUCCAAGCCCGCCGCCUCCUCCUCCUUCCUGUCCGGCUUCGUCCGCGCUGGCGCCGCCCCCGCCCCCGCCCAAGCCCAACCACCUAAUCUCGCGAAACCGCCGCCGCCGCCUCCCGAGCGACCGUCCAGCACACGCCACCGCUCCCGCUCGCCGCCUCCGUCGCGUCCCAGGACCCGGUCAAGGUCCAGGUCCCCGUCUCGCUCGAGCCGGCGCCGAUCGAGGUCGAGGUCCCGGUCGAGGGAGCGAAGACGCCGGUCCAGGUCUAGGGAGAGGGACCGCAGGGCGUCCCGGAGGCGCUCUAGGUCGCGGUCGAGGUCUCCUUCCCGACGGAGUGGCAGGAGCUCACACUCGCAAGGCCGGCGGGAUCGGCGGCACGACGACGGCCGUGAGAACUCGAAGGGCCGCGGUGGUAGGGACGGCGGUAAAGUGGACUACCCGCGGCUCAUUGAAGGAUAUGAUAGAAUGACUCCAGCUGAGAGAGUUAAAGCAAAGAUGAAGCUUCAGCUCUCUGAGACAUCUGCAAAAGAUUCCACUCUCGGAACUGCAACUGUGCGGUGGGAAAGAUUUGAAUUUAAUAAGGAUGCUCCACUUGAUGAAGAUAACGAUGAUGUUGAAGUUGCUAAUGAUGAUGCUUCACUGGUGAAGAAUAUUGGGAAGAGCUUCCGGCUUUCUGCUGUGGAGUCAAAGCAUGAAGAUAGAGUCAGGGACGCGCAUGAGGAAGCUAUAUUUGGAGUACCUACAACUUCGUAUGUUCAUACUGAAGCUGCUGAGGAUGAGCCUAAAGCCAAUGAUGAGGAGGAGAAAGCUGAAGAUAUAGAAGCUCAACCCAGCAGCUCCCUCAUUAGCGACAAAGUUCUGGCAAUGCAAAAGGGUUCCUGGAGAGAAUGGGCUCAGAAGUUGCGGCAGGAUUCUAAUACAUGAAAUUUUAUCGUUGAUGGCCUGCUCAAGUUCGACUUUGCUCGUGUGCAGCAGAUUCUGAAGAAUUGAAGCUGAGACUUUGUACCCGAAUUUUGAACUCACCCCCGCACAUUGUAUGUAUCUCCUGUGUAACGCACUAGCAGUCGAUUGUAUUCAGUGGUCCCUCCCCUUAGAUAAGAUUCACGCCUGUUUUUUAAUCUCAAGUCAACGCGUUGACCACACUCUGGAUAGGUCAUAGGUGCAACCUGUGGCAAUUACGACGUUAACCAAAAAGAACGUGUUUUUCGCUGCCUUCA
This is a messenger RNA of Setaria italica (foxtail millet), 1416 nucleotides long. RefSeq names its product probable ATP-dependent RNA helicase DDX46. Lineage: Eukaryota; Viridiplantae; Streptophyta; Magnoliopsida; Poales; Poaceae. Bases 89 to 1123 code for a protein of 344 amino acids. Gene Ontology annotation, cellular component: cytoplasm; nucleus. The record is from RefSeq and is a predicted model, not a curated record. The transcript has 6 exons. Gene Ontology annotation, biological process: alternative mRNA splicing, via spliceosome.